AUGUCCAGAAGAAAGAUUCAUGAAGAUCUAACUGACCUAUCAGAUGGAGUCUUCUUUAAAAGAUCCUUGGAACGGUUUCAGCAACUGGUUGACAAAACAGUGGCUUGGAAAAGGGAGGAAAGAUUAGGUCUGCGUGUAAAGGAUUCUGAAGAAAUGGAUUAUGACAAAUUCUUUGAUGCAGUAAAGAGCCUUUUUGGUCCAGAUGUGAAAGCUCAAGAUAUUAAAACUUUCUAUAGGAAGAUUAGCAACAACCCAGAUGGGCGGACAGAAUGGUGUGAGAUCUUUGGAUACUACAUAGUGGAAGGUGAUAUUCUCGCUGCCCAGCUUGAUGAAGAAAAUAUGGUUUUCCUGGUAUCCAAAAAGCAACGGAUUGCAAAAGCAGGAGUCAAGAGAAGUGAUGUAAUACGAUGCAUGGUAAAGAUAUCUCAACUUGAUUUUUUGCUGACAGCAUCUCAGAAAGGAAUGAUGUCUAUUUUUUCUGGCCAGAUGCGAAUACUAGCAAGCACCAGCAUCCCAGACAGUUCCUGGAUCACUGGAUGUGACUACCUUGGUCAGCUGAAGCGUGCUGUUGGUGUGACAGAAAGAACUAUCAUCAUAUGGGAUUAUAAAACACAAGGGAGUGCCCUGGAUAACUGCUGUAUAAUCAAACCCAUGGAACAUUGUCUCCUCUCUGUUUCUGCCAUUCCUCACCCAUCAGAACUUCUAGUGAAGGAUGACAUCUUGCUGGGGGAUGAUGGUGGAUUUGUUACUUUGUUUACACUUACCAGUGACGAUUUUGGUCUAAAACAAACUAAAUCUAAAAAGAAGCUGCACAUGUUGAUAGUAGAUUCUAAGAAAUUCAAAAGCAUUAAACGUAAACUGCAUGAUGACUGGGUUAUAAAAGUAAAAUACAUUCAAGCUUUGAAUUGUUUUGGAUCCUGUUCAUUGGAUAGCAUUCAUUCGUUGGUUUUGGAUGACCUGAAAAGACUUGAAGACAAUUUACCCGUCAGGGAAUUUUCGAUACCGAGGGGUGUUAAUACUUUCACGUAUUGUGUAAAAGCCAAUAUCGUUGUUACAGGAGGACAAGAUAAAAUUCUUCGCUUAUGGCAUCCAAAUAUCAACACCAAACCAGUGGGGAAAUUGAUGGGACAUUUAUUUAGUAUCACAGAGAUUGUCACCAAUGAAAAGGAUCAACACAUUAUCAGUCUUUCUACUGCAAAGAUAUUCAGGGUGUGGGAUAUCCAGACGCUUUCAUUGAUGCAAGUGUUCCAUGACUCUCAAGGGAUACUCAGAGAGUCACAAAUUUUUGCUUUGGUAUUUGAUAAUAUCCAUGGAACACUUAUUGCAGGAUCGUCAGUCAUCGAUAUUUAUCCUCUCACUCGGAUGAUACAAGACACUAAACAAAUCCCCCAGACCCAUGAAAGGAGUAUCAAUGUGCUGGUUUACAAUAAAGCUUUUCACCAAGUUCUAAGUAUCUGUUCUGAGUCUAUUGUAAAGGUCUGGGAAUUGGAAACAGGACAGCUAAUAUACCAGAUUGAAGAUGCUCAUGGGCCAGGGGUUGAGCUGACAUGUGCAGCAGUUGAUAAAAAUGGAUUUCAUCUUGCUACUGGAGCAUGUGAUGGGACUGUGAAACUAUGGGAUUUUGGAAGUGGGCAGAUACUUAAAAUUUUGCCCUUAGGCAAGGAAAUCACAGUCAAUGAACAUUGGCUGAUGCAGAUGGUCUACCUGAAAGCCAGUGAGAGUAAGCAUGUGAUCCUGGUCCUGGAGUACAGUGGGUUGAUCAAAAUUGUUCAGGCUAAUCAAGGUGAAGCUUACAUGUCCAUAACUUGGGAACUUCCUGAAGCUGUGUCAUUUGCUUUACAAGGCUAUCCACUCAUCUCCCUAAAACUGUCUCCCAAUGUCAAAAAAAAUAAUGGGUUUUUCCCAGACGUUCAACUACUGCUUGAUACAGAUAUCACAAACACAAAUGUAGAGCUACCUCCUAGGAUUGAAGUGAAGUGCUUUGAUUUGUUAAAAGUAGAUGGUUACAGUUUGUUAGCUACUGCAAGUGCAAAUGGUUCUAUCAUCAUGUGGGAUUUUGAAACUGCCACAGCCAGGCACAUGUUCAAAGUUCAGCUCGCUAUUCACUCAGGUAGACCUGAAUUACUUAAAAUCAACGGAUUAUUAUUCCUGUAUCGAGAUAUUAUGUCUGAGAGGCAAACAAGUGAAUGUUCCUCCUACUCAGAAGCACAGGGCGAAGAUAUUCCUACACAGGAAGCAGAAGAGAAUGCUUCAGUGUUAAAGCUGAAUAGCGUUAUAAGAGACUCUACUGGUACAAUUCUUUCAGAAACAAAGCUUCCAGAUUCUUCCACAAGCAAAGGAGCAAUAUCCAAUCUAUUAGCAGUUGAAAGACAUGGUUAUCAUUCUAUACCCAUACUUGCCUCAGCACAUGAAGAUGGCUUCAUUUAUCUAUGGAGCAUUACAGGAGAACUACUGAAAGAAAUUUUGCCUUACACAAAGCAUCCUCCAAUUCCUUUGACGGCACUUUGUGCUGAUGGGGCUGCCAAAAUGCUUUUUGCUGCUAAUAAAGAGGGAAAUGUUAUUCGAUGGAAUAUUGGCUCAUUCCUGGAAAAUCAAAAAGAGACAAGCAGGCAUGUAAAGCAACAAAUCUGUUGGCGGGCUCAUUCUGCUAAAAUAGUCAGCCUGUUUUGUGAUGAUGAAAAAUGCCUAGUAGUGACUGCAUCCACGGAUGGUUCUGUCAGACUUUGGCAUUCAAUUCGUGGAGUCUACUUUGGCUAUUUUGGACAGCGCAGAGCAUUUGAAAUUACUGAAUCCUCCGAUAUAAUUUUGCCCUGUGAUGUAAAUGAAAUUCCAUUCACAAUAAAAGAAGAAUCCAAGUUUAUGGAUAAAAAGCAGAAGUUUGAAUACCCUCUGUUUUUUGAUAGGGAAAGAUGGAAGACUAUGACCAAAUCAUCUUUAACCUUGAAAAAACCUAGCCGACAUGAAGUUGAACUGGAUUUUAAGUUUUUCAAGUCCCUGGCUUCUCCCAAGGUCAAUAAAACCCCUUUGGAAAGUUUCAAAUCUGGAAACAAAGAAGCUGGUAUUGUAUUUGGAGCUAUACCAAUCUAUAGGGUGAGUUCAAAGUAAACUGCUUAAAUGGAAGCUUCAUAAAGACAAGAACAUUAAAAUUAAGCUAUUAUGAAAGUUAUUCCCUGUGAAUUUGCCAGUAUUUAUUUAUAAAGUAUUUGUAAAGUACUUGGUAACAUUUUCUUGAACUAUUAAUAGUGUUGACCUAAUGUUUGUCCUUCCUAAUAUAGAAUGAAAGGUUUUAUCAGGUGAGAUUCAAAUCACCGAUCAUCAUUAAUAAGAUCUAACUUUGUAUAAGACAUUGCAUAUUUGGAUGGACAAUAAAUAUCUAUACUGUAUACUGUAACUCCCAUAAUGAUUGUCUUUACCAAUUCAUCUGAAUUAAAUUUAUAGCAUAACCAUGAAUAUCUUUUCUCAGAAGUAAGUUUCACUCCGUGGAAUAUACAUAUAUAACCAGAAGUUCCACUGAAUUCUGAGAAGACUUGUGAAAUACUAUGAUGUGAAAGGCAGAUUUCUUUGAAACGAAACCAAUUUUACAUCUUAAUUUAAGCCAUGUCAUGUUAUUGCUUUCUGUUCUUUCUUCCCUUUUGGAGCGCUUUUUCGGGAGACUUGAUUGUCCUAUGAUAAGAAGGUGAAUUUUUAAAAAAGAAAAGCCAUGAUAUUUACUUUUGGGAGGAAGUCAGUAACUUUCCAGUUGAAAACUUUAAUAUGGAUAUUGGUUUGAGUCCAGAAUAGCUCUUUUGCAAUUCUGGAAAAGAAUUUUUUUUCUCUGCUCCUAUCUCCUGCAAAAUUAUAGAACUCCAGAACAAAUUUUCAGGGAGUAGAACAUGGAAGUAGGUUGGAGACCAUUAACUAUAUCCCAUUCUGAAAAUGGAAGCAUUCCAGGAAAAAAAUGCUUACAGUAUUGUUCACAUCAAAUGUGAUAAAUGCAGCAAUUACUGAAAUAUUAUAUGUGAAAUACCUCCUUGUUUCUCACUGGAACUACAGUAUCAUUAGUCCAAUCUCCUCAGUCACCUCUAUGUACAAAAUUAUCAAGAAACUGAUAAAUCUCUGGGUAACUUAAGACACUUUACAGUUUUCCAUUUUCCAUUUCCAAAUUAUUAACGAAAGAAAUCUUAUGUCAUGCUUUUUUGUGGUCUUUGGUUAAGCUACUGGUUAAAUAGGAUUUUAACACAUAAAGAGAAUCAUGUUAUUAGUAAUGGGGGUAACUGGCUUGAAUUAAUAAUUUAUAGAACAGUGAAGAGCAACAUAUUUUAUAUGCAGGGCUGCAUUGGCCUGGAUUUGGAUCAGGGGAAUGGUGUUUUAACUUUCAAACAUGAAACCUUCCAGUCUAACUCCUCCCACCUUGAAAUAUAUUUAAAAAUUGACUCAAACCUUCAUCUACUAUUCUGUUCGACAGCUGAUUACCUUUGCAGGAAACAGAAUCAGUGAAUGAUGGAAAGUCCCACAGCUUUCUUAGUGGAUAGUUGGCUAAUAUUUGCUUGAAGAAGGAAGAAUGUCUGUAAGAGUACACUAGCAGC
Molecule: messenger RNA, 4565 nt
Organism: Ahaetulla prasina
Lineage: Eukaryota; Metazoa; Chordata; Lepidosauria; Squamata; Colubridae
Gene: WDR64
Product: WD repeat domain 64
Exons: 26
Coding region: 1-3105 (1034 amino acids)
Molecular function (GO): protein binding
Source: RefSeq, a predicted model, not a curated record